Molecule: messenger RNA, 1227 nt
Organism: Schistosoma mattheei
Lineage: Eukaryota; Metazoa; Platyhelminthes; Trematoda; Strigeidida; Schistosomatidae
Source: the annotation of a GenBank genome assembly
AUGUUUGGUUUAUGUAUAAUAUUUUUGUCAACUUCUGUAUUUGCAUUUGGUAGUUCAUAUGGAUUAAUGUUUAUUGCUAGAGGAUUACAAGGCAUGGGUUCAGCUUUUGCUGAUACUGCCGGUUUAGCAAUGAUAGCUGAUCGAUAUACAAAUGAAUAUGAACGUACAAAAGCAUUGGGAAUAGCUUUAGCAUUUAUAUCAUUUGGUUCAUUAGUAGCACCUCCAUUUGGUGGAAUAGUUUAUCAAUAUUUUGGCAAAGAAUUACCAUUUAUUACACUUGCAUUUAUAGCACUAUUUGAUGGUUGCUUAUUAUUGAUUAUUAUGCAACCAGUUAGAAUUGAACGAACAGUUUUAAAAACUCAAGGUAAUCUACCUAAAGGAACUCCAAUACAUCGUUUAUUAAUGGAUCCUUAUAUUGCUAUAUGUGCUGGAUGUCUCACUGUAGCUAAUGUAUCACUUGCAUUUUUAGAACCGACAAUAUCAAACUGGAUGUCAAAAAGUAUGAAAGCAACAAAUGCACAAGAAGGUUUAGUAUGGUUACCAGCAUUUUUACCACAUUUAGCUGGAGUUAUAACAACAAUUAAGUUAGCUGAUAAAUAUCCAAGUAAACAAUGGUUAAUGGCUGCAGUUGGUUUAGCUAUUGAAGGAGGAAGUUGUUUCUUGAUACCAUUCUGUACUAAUUUUAUUGCAUUAAUGAUUCCUAUUAGUAUUUUGUGUUAUGGUAUUGCAUUAGUUGAUACAGCAAUAUUGCCUACAAUGGGUUUUCUUGUAGAUACACGUCAUGUUUCAGUAUAUGGUUCAGUGUAUGCAAUCGCUGAUAUUUCAUAUAGUUUAGCUUAUGCCUUGGGACCAAUUGUGGCUGGUGGACUUGUGGAUACAAUUAAAUUUGUUGGACUCAAUAUUGUUAUGACAUUAAUCACUUUAGGAUAUGUACCAGUCAUGUACUUAUUACGUCAUUGCUAUAAUGUUGAAAGACCACAGAAUAGAGAAUUACCACCUUUAAAAACUGAUUCAGUUGAUCAUUCAUUUGAUCAAGAUGAUUAUGCUUCAGUUAAAAGUUAUCCAGGUUAUGAACAAAAUUCAACGAUAAAGGGUGAAUCCAAUCAUCAUCAUCGACAACAAUUUCAUCAUCCUAUUGACCCUACCAAUCAAUAUAAUUAUCAGUCAGCAUCAACGUAUGAACAAGAUGGUAAACUAUUAACUCAACGAACAGAUUAUGCUUAUUGA